This is a messenger RNA of Ictalurus furcatus (blue catfish), 6380 nucleotides long. RefSeq names its product Rho guanine nucleotide exchange factor (GEF) 10-like b (gene arhgef10lb). Bases 1886 to 5818 code for a protein of 1310 amino acids. Gene Ontology annotation, cellular component: cytosol. Gene Ontology annotation, molecular function: guanyl-nucleotide exchange factor activity; protein binding. The transcript has 28 exons. NCBI's taxonomy places the organism in Eukaryota, Metazoa, Chordata, Actinopteri, Siluriformes, Ictaluridae. Gene Ontology annotation, biological process: positive regulation of stress fiber assembly; SREBP signaling pathway; actin cytoskeleton organization. The record is from RefSeq and is a predicted model, not a curated record.
CUGUGAUAAAUUUUAUUAUAAUAUUUUUAAUUGAUUUGUUUAUUGCAUGGUGGCUUAGUGGUUAGCACGUUCUCCCCAUACUUCGGGGGCCUCCUCUAGGUAUUCCUGUUUCCUUCCCCAGUCCAAGGACAUGUGUUGUAGGCUGAUUGGCAUUUCCAAUUUGUUUGCAGUGUUUGAAUGAAUUUAUGUGUGUGUGUGUGUGUGUGUGUGUGUGUGUGUGAGUGAGUGUGUGUGUGUGUGUGUGGGAUUGUGCCCUGCAAUGGGUUGGCACCCCGUCCAGAGUAUCACCCGCCUUGCGCCCUGAGUUUCCUGAGAUCCUGUAUAGGAUAAGCGGUACAGUAAAUGGAUGGAUGGAUGGAUGGAUGUUUAUUGCAUCACUUUUAAGCAGAUCUUGUGUACAUAUAUUUAGAACACAGUUUGUAAGAAUGAACAGAGGGUUAGGGAGGAUUAAGAUUUUGAAAGUCUUUCUAGCCACUGUAAAAAUGCCAGUUGGAGUUCAAUUCUCUCCACAUACAUCCACAGAAUAGCCAGAUGUCAUGGAAUAAUCCGCUUAUUGUAACAUUCUGGCAAGAAUGAUUUUAGUAUGAUUGGAGAGAAACGUAAAUAGUAAUGAGCUGUUUUAACCUCAGCAGAAGACACAGUUGAGAAUAAUGUCUUUCUUAACUGCUAGAUGUUAUGCUUAUUUCCGUCCAUUUGGCCAGUUGGAGAAAAACACUUGUAUCAGUUUCAGAAUGUGGAUUUUGGAUGGAAACUGAAAACAGCCCUUUCUGAAAUCAGCAAACAUCUUCAAGUCCCCCACACAUACCUCCCUGUGUUGUUUGGCAAACUAUCAAUGAAACAGUACUAAUUUCAGCCUGAAACUGGCUAUAAAUUCUUCCCAGAGGGAGAGAGUUUUCAGAGAACCUGGUUUCUGAUCAAUUAUAAUUAGACCGUUUAGUUGAGUUUUUUUUUUUUUUUUUUUUUUUUAAGUAUGUAUUCAAAUUUGCACUUCAAGCUUAUUAUGUGGGAAAAGUUUUUCAGUUCAGUUGUACUGGUUGUGUGACAUACAUUUAUGUGAACCAAAUUAGCAAUAAAGACCAUUAUAUCAAGUACAAUAUAUUCACUGGAUGUAAAUUAAUACUCCCUGGUCCUGUUAUUUGCCUACUAUUUGUUGAUCUUUCAGAGUAAUGAGGACCAGACGUUUGUAAGUAUUAACAUCCAGCUAUGGCGUUAAUGUUUGGGCAACAUGAGUUGUUGUGCAGAUGUUGUAAUACCAAAAGCAUGUCUAACCGGUCAUUCUCUCUCUCUGCCCUCUUUUUUUCUUCAUAAAAGCCUCUGCAUUUUCCCAUACCUACCCCCCCUAGCUCUCUGAGCCAACCUUCAUGUCUCAAAAAUGAUUGUGGAAGGUGAUUGGCCAUGAUUUGGCCCUGCUGAUGUGCCAUUGGCUGCUGGGGUUUUGGAGUGUUUGCAUUCUGAAGGGAGGCUGUUUCUAUUGAUGUGCUUCAGGGGGAGGGAGGAAAAGAGGGAGGCAACGGAAAAGGAAAGGAAGAGGGAGGGAUCGAGAAAAAGAACAGAAGGAAAGAGCCUCUUAUUCUCUUAUAUGUGUGAGCGUGACAGUUCUUGUGGAAGGGUCUCCAGAAGUCAGGCCUUGUGGGAAAGCAAACAAUGGUGGACAUCUCGCCUCGCCAUCACUGACUGUUAGAAGAGAGAUGCUGGAUAUUCAAGCACAGGAUGACUGAGAGCUGCACUGCGCCAAAGGGGGAGCAGAUAUGACAAUGGAGUUUUUUUAGCAACCUGAAUCUCAAAGGGAGGAUUUUGGAGUUGGAAAACCAAGGGCGGCAACAUUGUCAUUUGUGAGUCUGGCUUUGGAAUAAAAGGAAGGCAGAUGUGACUACAGACUGAGCCCAUGGCAUCCCCGGAGUCCCUUAUCCCACAUCCUACAGAGUCUAUGCCCACUGGUGUGGCACAGACCCCCCAACAGGAGGAAGAAGAGGAUGAUGAGGACGAGGAGCAGGGAGAGCAGUUUCAGUUUGAUGAUAGUGAAGAUGAGAACAAUGCUGGUCCAAACCCUGGGGAAAUUAAAGACUUUGUAGUGUCCUCCGCUGCGACUGGACUUCAGGAAGUUGCUUCCGGUGACAACACAAACUCUAAUGCACUUUACAGUCAAGCGGUGAAAUGUAUCCCAGUCACUCUUCAUGAGGAAUUAAAUGGAGUGACCUCUGCUGGUCAGGAGGGUCAAGCUGUUCCUCAGCAAUCACACAUAACAAGCCCAGAUAUGGUAGUCAGGCAGUCUCCUGAUGGACGUUCUGUAUCUAUUGAGCCGAGAGUCACAGAGGAGUCCGAAGGCACAUGGAAGAAAAACACACAUACACAUGAAGGAAAGCCUGCUUCUGAAUCAGAGCGAGGCUUGCCCUCUUCGUCCUCAGAGGUGUACCCAGGUCCUCCCCCUGACUCAGAAGUGAUUUAUGAUGAUGUCCCUUGUGAGAACAUCCCCUCUCCUGAUGCAGGUGACGAUAUGAUCUAUGAGGAUGUGCAGAGGCCUGGUGAAUUGGCAGAGGGGAUGGAUAAUGGCUGGAGCUCCAGUGAGUUUGAGAGUUAUGAUGAGCACUCGGACACUGAGACCAAGCCACGGACACGUAGCAAGAUUUCUCCCGAUGUACGGCGCAUAAAGGAGCAUUGUGCCCGGACCAAACGUGAACUGGCCAUGCGGUUAGGGGCUCGAGACGUCAGCCAGAUCAAACAGGCCUAUGAUAUCAAGGUUCAACAGCUCAUGAAAGCCGCCCGGAAUGGCACUAAAGAUGGUCUGGAAAAGACUAAAAUAGCCAUGAUGCGCAAAGUGUCCUUCCUGAAUAAAAAAGAAAACACAGAUGACACAGAAGACGAUUCUGGUUACCUAGAUGUAUCAGUUUCUGAAGUAAAACAUCCACCACCUCAACUUUCUCCCAUGCCAGAGGGUCUCACUAGCCAACAGACUGUAAGACGUCACAUUCUUGGCUCUAUUAUCCAGAGUGAGAUAAGCUACUUGGAUUCCCUCAGAAGGAUUCUGAAAGAUUAUCAAAAGCCUUUAAUGGAGGCAGAGCCACGUAUCCUGAGUACUAGAAAGAUCCAGCCCAUUUUCUACCGGGUGAAAGAGAUCCUACAGUGCCAUGCCAUGUUCCAGAUCGCCUUGGCCUCCCGCGUGGCCGAAUGGGACCAAAUAGAGACCAUUGGGGAUCUGUUUGUAGCCUCUUUUUCAAAAUCAAUGGUUCUGGAUGUAUACAGCGAUUAUGUCAACAACUUCACAAAUGCAAUGGCUCUCAUCAAGAAAGCCUGCAUGUCCAAGCCCGCAUUUCUGGAAUUUCUUAAAAAAAGGCAGGCUGUCAGCACAGACAGAAUCACCCUUUACGGCCUGAUGGUGAAGCCAAUCCAACGUUUCCCUCAGUUUAUACUCCUCUUACAGGACAUGCUGAAGAACACUCCGUCUGGGCACCAGGAUAGGCUGCCGCUGCAGCUGGCUCUCACUGAGCUGGAGACCUUAGCAGAGAAGCUGAAUGAACAGAAGCGUCUAGCAGAGCAGCUCUCUGAGAUCCAGCAAUUAACACGCAGCAACAGUGAUCGUGCCCUCAGCAAGCAGCUGAACUCAGAUCAGAAGCAGCUGAUUCUGUGUGAAACCCUGAUCGAGACGGUGUAUGGGGACAAGGGGCAGGUUCUCAAGUCCAAGGAGCGCAAGGUCUUCCUCCUCAACGACAUACUCAUCUGUGCAAACAUCAAUCUCAAGGGGCUUCCGGAUAUCAGCAGCCUGGUUCCUGCUGGCCCUAAGUACAUGGUGAAGUGGACAGCUCCUCUGCAGCAGGUUCAGGUGGUGGAGGUGGGUCUGGAGAGCUCGCAGAACAAUGACAGUGUUUACCAGCCAAGUGGGAUCAAACGACUCAGCUCCACCAAUGCUCAAGGCAAGCUGAUUCUGGGGCCACCCAAAUUGUACCAGGAACUACAGGAGCUCCAGCAUGACCUCUCAGUGGUGGAGGAGGUCACACUCCUAGUGGGUACUCUGCAGGGAUCCUAUCAGAAUCUUAACACAACAGUGGGGCAGGACUGGUGCCUGGCUCUGCAGAGGCUCAUCCGCAUCAAAGAGGGCGAGAUCCAGUGUGCCAACAAGUGCCGUUUGCGGCUAAUGGUGCCCGGCAAGCCUGACAAGUCUGGGCGUCCAGUCAGUUUCACAGUGGUUUUCAAUACUCCCAGCCCAAUCAGUAAAAUCUCAUGGGUCAAUCGCUUGCAUCUUGCUAAAGUUGCUCAAAGGGAAGAGAACUUGCCUGGUUGGGUGUGUGCAGAGGAGGAUGAGAAGACUAAGCCACCAUUCUGGUGUCCACUCUUGUCUUGCCGUGUGCCUGUGUUCUCUCCAAAAGCUCAAGAUCUGAAGCUCCAGACGGCCUUUCACAAUCCAGUCCAGUGUGCUCUGCUGGGUUUCUCUGCUGCCAGUACCUCUUUGCCUCAGGGCUAUCUUUGGGUGGCCAGUGGUGGUGAUGAAUCGUAUGGACAGGUGGAGAUCUUCUCCCUGAACAGACCCUCUCCACGCUCGGUGAAGAGUUUCCUUCUGGCCUCCCCUGCACUAAGCAUUGAAUAUGUAAUGGAGGCCAGCGCUGACGAAAAUGAAGGACAGGCAUCCGAAGGAGCUGCCAGAAUUGGGAACACCAUCUGUGUGGGGUUACAAGAUGGCAAUAUCCUAGUUUAUGGCAGUGUGGAUACUGCUGCCCAGUGCCUCCUGACUUUCCAAAACCCUGAAGGUUGUCCUGUUCUGUGCCUAACACACACAGACAACUUCCUCUUCGCUGGAUUGACUAAUGGAAAAGUUGCAGUUUAUAGCAGAAAGAUUGCGGAAGCGCUGUGGGAUCCAGACUCCAGCAGACUGCUUGUGAUCGGAUAUGCGCCUGUGCUCAAACUCCUCAAUAUAGAUGAGUGUGUGUGGGCUAGCUGUGCAAACCAAGUGGCUGUGAUUGACAGCUGUAAUCUCACCACACAGAGCUUUGACGCUCACCCAGACCCCAUGGUGACUGUGACACACAUGGCGCGAGCCGGUGGAGGAGUGUGGAUGGCGUUCUCAGAGGGCUCGUCACUUCGGCUCUUCCACACCGAAACUUUGGAGCACCUGCAGGAGAUCAACAUCUUAACACGCUCUGAAUAUCUGAGUCCAGGUCAGACUGUGUGUGUCACCAGCCUGCUCAUAUGUCAGGGUCUCCUGUGGGUGGGCACGGCCCAGGGCAUCAUCAUCACCUUGCCAGUGCCUAAGCUGGAGGGCAUCCCGAAAAUAACAGGCAAAGCAAUGACCUCCCUCAACGCUCACAGCGGCCCUGUGGACAUCCUGGUGGCUACGUCCAGUACUUUAUCCCCUGAACUAUUGAAGCGGGACUCUCUGGCUGAUGGGACUGAUUCAGGUAGUGGAGGAGAGGACUUGAGCCACUCUUCUCAGGAGUCACUACAACAGCAGCAGGUAGAAGGUUUGUCUCAGAAAGAAGCCAAACCCAAAGGGGUGCUGCUUCAGUAUCACCUCCGCUCCACUUCCCAGCUCCCUGGCAAGCUUCUGACCGCUCAGCCUGAACAGGUAUCCAAUUCCUCCCAGGAGUCUCUGGAGCACACUAUGGAAGAUGGUUCUAUCUAUGAGCUGAGCGAUGACCCCGAUGUUUGGGUCAGGGGACCAGGACCAUCCACAAAAGACGGAACACGGAAAGAAAGGGUCAUGUCAUUCGCCGUUAUAUCAGGAGGAAGAGGAUUCCGCAGACUCAAUGCGGCUGGUUCCUCCUCUUCUACUUCCUCUGGAGCCAAUGAGACUACACUUAUGGUCUGGCAGCUCCCACUGACGGUCUGAAACAAUGACUAAAAGACAGUGAAUUAUCCUCAGCAAGACAGGAAAUCGAAUAGAACAAAAGUCCUUCUAACCAGUUUUAUCAGGAAAACAGUCCACUUCAUCAUCUAGCUUCAACAUCUACACCAUUAUAGCAAACAUCUUAAAUAUAUAGAACUUUCAGAGACAUCGAAAAAGGAACACAUUUCUAAAUGUCAAAAUGAUUACAUGUAAUUAUAUGCCCGAGCUGCAUGUUGUUCUUCUAGAUGGAAACCAGAAGUUGUUGUGAAUAUAUUUAAAAGGGUUGUGACUCAUCUAGUCUUUAUGCAUAAUGAAAAAGUGUUGUUUCUGAAUGUAGCACUGCAAUGGAUAUAUCCAGAAGCUGUACAAGGAAAGAAGUAAAUGUCAACAUCUUCGAGUCAUUCUUUUUCAAUUGUUAUUCCCUUUCCUCCCAUUUGUCCAGAAUGUGAAUGAGAGCAAAGGAUUUUUCACUUGGCUUAGGUACUUAAUAUUGAUGGUACUUAUUUCACACUGUGUCACUUUGUUUAAUAAAAAAUAAAUAAAUGUGUUUAUGAUAAUUUAUAAA